Helicoverpa armigera (cotton bollworm) is the source of this 648-nucleotide messenger RNA. RefSeq names its product elongin-B (gene EloB). The transcript is spliced from 5 exons. The record is from RefSeq and is a predicted model, not a curated record. Bases 135 to 494 code for a protein of 119 amino acids. Gene Ontology annotation, molecular function: protein binding. Gene Ontology annotation, biological process: transcription elongation by RNA polymerase II. Gene Ontology annotation, cellular component: VCB complex; elongin complex. NCBI's taxonomy places the organism in Eukaryota, Metazoa, Arthropoda, Insecta, Lepidoptera, Noctuidae.
AGUGAAGCUACAUAAUAUUAUUUAUCUGUGGCUUCUUGCAGUUGUCAUUUCGUUAAAUUUCCUUUCGUAGGUACGCCUUGGAGAGUUUUUUUCCUAAAAAUAAAUAGAUAAUAUAUAAUAAAUAUAAACUCAACAUGGAUGUCUUUCUAAUGAUUAGGCGAAAAAAAUUAACCAUCUUCACCGACGCGAAGGACACGACAACUGUGCUAGAAUUGAAGAAAAUGAUCGAAGGUAUCCUGAAAGUGACCCCACAAAGUCAGAUGCUGUUCAAUAAGGACAGCCAGCUGAUGGAGGAUGAGAAGACCCUCGCUGAGUACGGGCUAACAUCCGCUACUGCUAAGGCCCAGUGUCCCGCACCUAUUGGAUUGGCUUUAAGGAAGGAAAAUGGCGAAUUUGAAGCCUUGGACCUGACUCCGUACUCUUCGCCGCCCGACUUGCCUGAUGUGAUGAAAUCACAGGAGACCAACGGACAAGAACAAAUGGAUCAACACUAGAGACUCGGCUGUGGUUUGGACGCACCUGAUGCGCGCACCAACUCUGCAUCGCAAGGAUUUUGUAAUAUACCAGUUCAUGUCACGUGAACUACUCGCUCGAGGCCUCCACCAUCGGUCCGCGAACGACACCUUAAUUAUAUUUUUUUGCAUAUAA